Molecule: messenger RNA, 931 nt
Organism: Aspergillus pseudotamarii
Lineage: Eukaryota; Fungi; Ascomycota; Eurotiomycetes; Eurotiales; Aspergillaceae
Exons: 2
Coding region: 65-556 (163 amino acids)
Biological process (GO): intronic box C/D snoRNA processing; nuclear-transcribed mRNA catabolic process, RNase MRP-dependent; tRNA processing
Cellular component (GO): ribonuclease MRP complex; nucleolar ribonuclease P complex
Molecular function (GO): ribonuclease MRP activity
Source: RefSeq, a predicted model, not a curated record
GUUCAAGUAGCCCACCUUUCUAUAAGAAACACCUAGUCAUCAGCAAAGGAAUUCCGACGUCAGAAUGUCUUCCAGCAACCCAGAAACCACUUCCUCUAAACGAAAAGCUCCCGACGAUCGCGUCGCGUCUAAAGCAGCUCCGGCCGAAGCGAUCCACUUCACUGCACGCAAUCCGCCAUGGACCUAUCUCAAACUACAGCUAAUUCACCAACCAGGCACGUCGACCGUAGUCCAAUCUCAGACCCUCGACCCGCUCACAGCUCGAACAUACAUCAACUCUGCGCUCUCUCAAUUUCUCGGCCUGUCAGGCACAGCCAUCUCAAUCGAUAUCCUUAAAAUCCUCCCUGAAGCUCCACAGCCGAAGCCCAUAGAUAAAUUCAUUUGGGUGCGUGUCCCGCGCCAAGAUGCCCCUGCAGUCGUGGCAGCGGUGAGCUCCUGGAUCGGAGGAGGCACUGGCGGUGGCUCGGUGGGUAGUGUGGCGUGGAGGGUCUGUGCUAAGGGAAAUUAUCUGGGAGCUCUGACUCAGGGGUCCGGGGAAGAUUUGUUCGCCCCAUGAUCUGUGAUGUAGAGGAACUGUGCGUCUUAGUGGUUUCUCAGUUUAUAUCGGAGAAACAAGAACGGGUUGGGCUAGGUCGGUUUCGCAGGAUCGGCUAUUCUCCUACGGCAUGAUGAUGCGAUCGUAUACAGCACUCACACACUGAACCACGAAAAGUCGGGACGAUAGUAAUCAGUCUCGACUCAUGAGUUUCACCGGGCAAUGUGAUGACGUGGAGGACUAACAUCCCGUCCCAGGUCAGAAAACAAUCAGAGGAUUAUCAUAAGACCUAGCUGGCUGAAAGAAUGGUUGGGUAGUGACCAAACGCAAACGCAGAGCACCAGCUAUAUUUCCGGUCGGUAUAACGAGCUACAACAAGCGAAGCCCGGCUGUCAG